Molecule: messenger RNA, 7289 nt
Organism: Acipenser ruthenus (sterlet)
Lineage: Eukaryota; Metazoa; Chordata; Actinopteri; Acipenseriformes; Acipenseridae
Product: contactin-associated protein-like 5
Exons: 24
Coding region: 229-4158 (1309 amino acids)
Source: RefSeq, a predicted model, not a curated record
AGCGAGAACACUUCGUCAGUCAGGGGUGUGCUGCUCGGGAGGAGCUACGUCUUUAAGAGGGUCUGUGGGGGGGAAGUGGCUUUGCUAUUUCAUUAGCGGCUGUCUGACGGCAGGGUAAAGAAAACGAGUCCGUGUAACUGAAAGGAUAAAGAACAAACCCAGUGGAGAGAUUCCUUCCCAGAUUGAGGAUUACGUUUGCCUGGUUACACAGUCUCACUGGCAGCGAAGAUGGAAUCUCGGUCCUCGCCUUUGCCCUAUGUCUUCAGUUUGGUGGUGUUUUGUCUUUGCAGCCUUGCGCAAGCAGCCAACAAUUAUAACUGUGAUGAUCCGCUGGUGUCAGCAUUGCCUCAGACGUCCUUCCAAAGCUCCUCCGAGCUCUCCAGCAGCCACUCUCCCCGCUUUGCCAAGCUCAAUAGAAGAGAGGGUUUCGGCGGCUGGUCUCCUCUGGACUCAGACAAGAACCAGUGGCUGCAGAUUGACCUGCGGGAUAGAGUGGAGAUCACAGCAAUAGCCACGCAGGGACGCUACAGCAGCUCGGACUGGGUCAUUAGCUAUCUGUUGCUGUUCAGCGACACAGGGAGGGUCUGGAAACAGUACCGUCAGGAAGACAGCAUCUGGGCUUUCCCAGGGAACAGCAAUGCGGACGGUGUUGUGCACCAAAAGUUCCAGCACUCCAUCAGGACGCGGUUCCUGCGCUUCGUGCCUCUGGACUGGAAUCACAGUGGUCGGAUUGGGAUGAGGGUGGAAGUCUAUGGCUGUGUGUACAAAUCGGACGUGGCAGACUUUAAUGGCAGGAGCUCCCUGUUGUACCGGUUUAACCAGAAAUCCAUGAGUACAGUGAAAGAUGUGAUCUCCCUGAAAUUUAAGAGCAUGCAGAGCGAUGGAGUUCUGGUGCACGGAGAAGGGCAGAGAGGAGACUACAUCACCCUGGAGCUGCACAGAGGCAAGCUUGCCCUGCACAUCAACCUAGAUGAUGCCAAACUCCGAUCCAGCAGCAGCAGCCGUGUGUCAGUGACUCUUGGCAGCCUCCUGGAUGACCAGCAUUGGCACUCUGUUCUGAUCGAGCGUUUUAACAAACAGCUGAACUUCACAGUGGAUAAGCACACGCAGCACUUCCGCACCAGGGGGGACUGCGACUCGCUGGAUAUUGAUUAUGAGCUCAGCUUCGGUGGGAUUCCACUUCCAGGCAAACCAGGGAUUUUCCUGAGGAAAAAUUUCCAUGGCUGCAUUGAAAACCUUUAUUACAACGGAGUGAACAUCAUCGACCUGGCCAAGAGACGCAAACCUCAGAUCUAUACCGUGGGUAAUGUCACCUUCUCCUGCUCAGACCCUCAGAUGGUUCCUGUGACGUUCCUCAGCUCCACCAGUAGCUACCUGCUGCUGCCGGUUGAUUCCCAAGCGGACGGCCUUUCGCUUCGCUUCCAGUUCCGCACCUGGAACCGGGAAGGGCUCCUGCUCUCGUCACAGCUUUUCCAGAAGCCGGAGCUCUUACUGCUCUAUCUCAGCAACGGAAAACUGAAACUUACCCACCAGAAAUCCCUGCUGGAGAAAACAGAACUGACAACAGGUCAUGGUCUCAAUGAUGGGCUCUGGCACACUGUGAGCCUCAGCACCCGAGGACUGCAGGUCUCCCUUACACUGGACAAUGAUGCCUCCUCCACCAUGGAGGCCAAUGUGCAUAUCCACUCUGGAGACAGCUAUUUCUUCGGAGGAUGCCCUUCUACCACGAACAACCUCGGCUGCAAAAACCCAACGCUUGCUUUCCAGGGCUGCAUGCGUCUCAUAUUUAUCAACAACCAGCCAAUGAAUCUCAUCCAAGUGCAGCAAGGCCUGCUGGGGAAUCAUAGUGACUUGCAAAUUGACCUUUGUGGCAUUAGAGACAGGUGCUUGCCAAACGACUGUGAGCACGGGGGCCAAUGUUCCCAGUCCUGGAGCACCUUCUACUGUGACUGUUCAGGAACAGGCUACACUGGAGCCAUCUGCCACAACUCAAUCUACGAGCCUUCAUGUGAAGCCUACAGACACACAGGGAGCACAUCAGGUUACUUUUCCAUUGACUCAGAUGGAAGUGGUCCUUUGGGUCCCACUCUGGUUUACUGCAAUAUGACAGAUGAUAAAGUGUGGACUACAAUGCACCACAACAGCAUGGAGCUGACCAGGGUCCAGGGUUCGAGCCUGGAGAAGCCGUAUUCCAUGCAGUUCAACUACAGCACUAGCCGAGAACAGCUGCAGGCCAUGGUGAGCAGGGCGGAGCACUGCGAGCAGGAGAUCCUUUAUCGCUGCAAGCGAUCCCGGCUGCUCAACGCCCGCGAUGGCACUCCCUUCUCAUGGUGGGUGGGCAGGACCAGUGAGAGGCAGACCUACUGGAGUGGUUCCUUGCCUGGGGUCCAGCAGUGCUCCUGUGGACUGAAUGAGAACUGCAUAGACAUGAACUAUUUUUGCAACUGUGAUGCUGACAGAGACCAAUGGGCUAAUGAUACAGGCCUCCUGUCCUACAAAGAACACUUACCUGUGAAUCAGAUGGUGAUUGGAGACACGAGCAGAACCGGCUCAGAAGCAGUGUACAGAGUAGGGCCUCUGCGUUGCUACGGUGACAGGAACUUUUGGAAUGCAGCCUCUUUCAACAUGGAGACCUCCUACCUCCACUUCCCCACGUUCCACGCAGAGCUCAGUGCCGACAUCUCCUUCUACUUUAAAACUACCGCCAAGUCCGGAGUCUUUCUGGAAAACAUGGGGAUCAAAGACUUCAUACGCAUAGAAUUAAGUUCUCCGUCUGAGGUGACCUUCUCCUUCGACGUGGGGAACGGGCCUAUCGAACUCACGGUGAAGUCGCCCACCCCUCUGAACGACAAGCAGUGGCACUACGUCAAAGCAGAGCGCAACACCAAGGUGGCGUGGCUCCAGGUCGACCAGUUACCAGUUAGGUUCCUGGAGGCUCCGGCUGAUGGACACUUCCGUCUGCAGCUCAACAGCCAGCUAUUCGUAGGAGGUACAGCAUCGAGGCAGAAGGGGUUUCUGGGAUGUGUUCGUUCCUUGAUACUGAACGGCUUGACUCUUGACCUUGAGGAGCGGGCGAAGAUGACCCCAGGGGUCCAGCCGGGCUGCCCUGGUCACUGCAGCAAUUACGACAGUUUCUGCCACAAUGGAGGAAAGUGCAUUGAAAAAUACAACGGCUUCUCCUGUGACUGCAUUCACUCUGCCUACAGGGGGCCCCUCUGUAAGAAAGAGGUUUCUCUCCUCUUUGAAGCCGGCUCCUCAGUGACCUACACCUUCCAGGAGCCCCUCUCAGUCAGUAGCAAUAAAAGUGGACAGUCCUCCGCCAUCUACAAUGAGAUAAGCAAGUCCCGGGAAAAUAUUGCAUUCAGCUUCCUCACAACACACACUCCAGCCAUGCUGUUAUUUGUCACCUCUUACUAUCACAAGGACAUGGCUGUCAUCUUGUCUAAGAAUGGGAGCUUGCAGAUCUGGUACAGACUGAACACAGAGAAAGAGCCAGACGUCUUCUCCACCAACACCACCAACCUAGCCAACGGACAACUUCACAGAGUCAGAAUCAACAGGGAUGGAAGGGACAUCUAUGUGCAGAUUGACCAGAACAUAAACGCAAAAUACAGCCUUUCCUCGGACACUGAGUUUAAUGCUAUCACAUCUCUAACUUUGGGCAAAGUCACAGGCAGCCCCGGUCUGGAUGAGGAGGUCAGAGUGGCGGGGGCACAGGGCUUCAUCGGCUGCCUCUCCUCAGUCCAGUUCAAUCACAUUGCUCCUCUGAAGGCGGCCCUGCACCAUCACAGAAGCGCUGUCGUUACAGUGAAGGGGCGGCUGGUGGAAUCCAGCUGUGGCUCCACAAGCAUGGCUGACCUGAACACUUUCACAACAACGCACUCCCUGUCAGAUCAUUUAGAAAAAAUCAACGACGAGAGGGAACCACUGGCAAUACAAAGUGACUCAGUUGUCAUUGGAGGUAUCAUCGCUGUGGUAAUAUUUAUCACGGUCUGUGUCACUGCAAUAAUGACACGGUUCCUCUACCAGCACAGAAAGGGCCACCAGACCGGCACUGAAAAAGCCAAGGAGCACCGAGAGAACUUGGAGUACUCCUUAAGGAACCACACUGAUCUCCAUCACUCAGUCAGCGAAAGCAAGAAAGAGUAUUUCAUCUGAACCUUUUACUUUCAGUUCCCUGAUUGUUUGUCUGCCCGUGAUGAGAUGCAUGGCCCUGUAAGAUAAGGAGUGGGUUGGUCCCUUAGAAGUACUGCCUUCUCUGCACAAGAGCUACCAACUGGACAACUCUAAAUUUAACUUUUCAUUUCUAGUGGGAGGUAAAAGAACGACAUGGGUAGUAGACUUUUGUACCAAGGUUUUUUUUUUUUUUUUUUUAGUUUCAUUGUUUCAUACUGAAAAUAAAAUGGUUGAGACUUGACAGAGGAGCAGGGAGUGAAGGGAAAGAAAUCAUUAUAGCCAUGGUAGAAUAUAUGGAGGGCAAAGGGCACUUCCCUGCUAGGGAGAUGUGAACCAUGUUUUUUUUUUAUUUUUAAUGAGGGAAGACUGCAGGUUUAAAAUCAAAGUUGCAGUGCUGUUUAUCUCAAUCAUAUACUUAUACCUAAACAGCUUCUUGACUCCUGGAAUUAUUUAUUUUCAUGACAAGUUUUAAACCCUUGAAUUUACUUUGCACAGUAGGGAGGGAGCUGACAUUUCAUAUUUAAAAUGGUUUUCUUGGGUUUUUAACUGGUUGUCAAAAUGCUCUGCAGAUGUUUGCACUGUAAUCCAUGAUGUACAGUGCUUUGUGAUGCCUUGGCAUGAAUAGCGUACUAUACAUUUUACUGUUACUGUUGUUCAUGGCUGAUCAAUCCAAUAUUUCACCCUUCUGCAAAACACUCCUGAGAUACAAUUGGAGAACAAGGAGUCAAAAAAGCCAAAGAGGCACAAGCUGUGUCUCGAGAAGGGCAUAUACAGUAAUCUUUUAUUCACUAUUGAGACCAAUGGUAGUAAAGAAAUUCCACUGUAGAUGGUCCAUUUAUGAAAUAAACCUUAUAGCAAGCACAUUUUAGCACUUUGAUGCUCACAUAUCAAUCACCUGACCAAAUACUUUACAUGCUAAUUAUAUCUAAUAUUAUCCUUUUUAACAGCCCCCACUUACUAAACCAAGGAGUAUUCCACAACCCAAAGAGUAAGAGGACAGGGCAGGCAACAUAUGAGGGGAUCUGUGAUCACUUUUUAUUUACUGUUAUUUAAGCUAUUUUUCUGCUGGGAAGGUGGCAGGGGAAAAGCCUUUUCCUUCAGAAGCGCAGCAUCAGCAGAAAUUCAGUGUGCAGAAUAAAGUAGACAAUGAGGGAACUGUUUUAACCAUUGAGAUAGUUAUAACGGAACGUCAAGGUAGUUAGGGUUAAAACCAACAAAAGCAAAUGAUAUCAGUGCUUUCUGUAGUACCGCUUUAUCAAGCUACCUUUUGUAACAGUGGAGCAAAUUGAUGGGCCGGUUUACUUAUUUGAUUAAUUUGAAAUGGAUGAUUUGAAUCCAUUUUUUAUGUUCUUGUCUAGAACCACGCUGGCACCCAGUUUUUGAAAGGUAAAAAACAUUUAACAACUUAUUUGCAGGUAGCAAGUUUUAUAAUGUUAAUCCUUUCAGAAUAAAGGGGGCAACCUACACUGAAGUGAGUUACCCAAUGGCUUAAGUUGUAUUGAAAUCAUUUAGGAUGCUGAUGAAGGUAGAGUGCACAAACUUAGCUAGGAAAUAAACAUUAUUUGCAAUGAAAAUGUAACCUGAAUAAAUAAAGGGUGUGACCUUGGGCUGCCAUAACCCGAGCCUCACCGUGACCCACCCUACAAUUGAUUGUAUUGCUAUGUAUGUGUUUAUUGAUAUAUUUGUAAUCUUUUUCUAUCGCACACAUGUAGCCCCCUUCUCCAGCUUAAAAAAGCACACUUUUGUAUGAAAUAUUGUACCUGGUCAUACUCGAUAUUAUUGUCUAUUGUGAUGUAUUUGAAGUAAUGGACAUUCAACUUAACUUCAAUGGAUUUAGGCAACGGGUUAGACCAAGAUCACUGGACAUUGUAGAAGUUGUUAAGACUAUCCCUAUCCCUGUUGCUUCAGGGUGAAGAUUGAAUUGAAAACUACAGACUGGCUAUCUUAAUUUUUCACAUUUUUGGAUUUGGGACAAUGACAUUCACAUUUCUGUUAGAAUUCAGUUCAGAUAACGCAAAUGUAACCACAUUUGUUAACAAGUGUUUAAUACAUUGUGAUUAAAACAAUAAUGAAACAAGAAGAACACGUAUGAAUUAAACCAAUAAGGAAGGGACUGGCUGAAUGCAUUGUAUCUGCAGGUGCUCAUAAUGUAGUUCUGCUGCUGCUUACAAUUCAAUGUGCUCAUGAGAAUGACAAAAUUAACAUGUUAAAAUAAAUGUUCUAGUAUCUGUUACGAAACCUUACUGCUCAACCUGAAGUGUAGCCUACCCCCCUGCGCUGCCUUAAUCAUAAUUAAUGUACAAGGUGAUUAAUAAACAACACACCACGUGAAAAAAACACAUUACAGAACAUAUUUGAAUUGAGCACUGCCACUGGCCUAGCACAAAAUCUCACAGCUACACAGGACACUGUGUGUGGCUUUGGACUGUAUGGCAGCAGUGUGGAGUAGUGGUUAGGGCUCUGGACUCUUGACUGGAGGGUUGUGGGUUCAAUCCCCAGUGGGGGACACUGCUGUUGUACCCUUGAGCAAGGUACUUUACCUAGAUUGCUCCAGUAAAAAAACAACUGUAUAAAUGGGUAAUUGUAUGUGAAAUAAUGUAUAAUGUGAUAUCUUGUAACAAUUGUAAGUCGCCCUGGAUAAGGGUGUCUGCUAAGAAAUAAAUAAUAAUAAUAAAAUAAUAAUAAUGGAUACUCUUUAUGGAAGGCUUCUGUUGUUCCCCGAGUACUUUGCCCAUGACUUGCAUGAACACUAAUCUACACGUUCACCAACAUUGUGUUCCUGUCCACCGUGACUGUCUACUUGGAAACCUAAAGUGAAACAGACAUGUUCUGUAAUGGUUUAGCAAUUUUUUAAAUCUCCAUAUAUACUGUAAAAUAGCAAUUUAUGCUUUCACUGACAUGUAAUACAUUUCCUUUUGUUUUUUGCAUCUACUUGGAAAUAAUAACUACCUGUUGCCUGAAUGCAUUGUUUUUUAAGUAUAUUAAGUAAUUGAACAAGUUAUAUCAAAUGUGCAGCCUCUGCUAUUUAUUUUUGUUUUGUUUUCUAUAGCUAUAAUUGUACAGAUGUUAUUAUCUUGUAAAUAGUGUAUUUAUUAAAGUCGUUUUUACAGCUG